AUGUUUUUCUCCCUGUCUACAGUGACUGUUCUUGUACCACUGAUAUCUUUGUCUGGACUUUUUUACUCUGCAGCAGUGGAUGAAAAUUUCCCUCAAGGCUGUACGAGCGCAAGCAGCGUGUGUUUCUACAGCCUGCUGCUGCCAGUAACAAUUCCUGUCUAUGUUUUCUUUCACCUUUGGAAGUGGAUGGGAAUCAAGCUGUUUAGACACAAUUAAAACUGUAAAACGGUGAGACUGUUUAAACUGUAGGAACUUUUGUGAACAAUGCUUGCUUGUAAACAAACUGAACAUUCAUAUACUGAAUAAACAUUGAAGCAAAUGAUGUAAAAUGAAGAAGCACAAA
Carassius carassius (crucian carp) is the source of this 343-nucleotide messenger RNA. Its product is annotated as phosphatidylinositol N-acetylglucosaminyltransferase subunit Y. The record is from RefSeq and is a predicted model, not a curated record. The coding region runs from base 1 to 216 and encodes 71 amino acids. The transcript has a single exon. NCBI's taxonomy places the organism in Eukaryota, Metazoa, Chordata, Actinopteri, Cypriniformes, Cyprinidae.